AACACAAUUUUCAGUCUCGCGGCAAAACUUGAAACGAACGGUUGGAUAACACGGAAAACGCGCAAAACGCGGUGAAAAAGUGAAAAAUUUAUUAAAAAAAAAAACAUAUAUACACACACACACACAUGUGUAUGUAGUUAUAUAAGUGUGAAAAUAUAAGUCCACGUGACCAAAUAAACGGCAACAAAGCAGCAGAAAGUAAAGCAAAAAAUAAAAAUAAAAUUAAAAAAAAAAAUUAAUAAUAAUAAUAAUGAAAUUGUGAAAUUACGAAAACAGUGCAAGAUAUAAUAAAAAAAAGUAUUCAAAACAAAAAAAAACAGGAACAAAAAAAUAAAAAAUUUGUCGUCAGCAAAAAUUUUCAAUCAAAGUAAAUUCAAUUUAAAAGCUACCCUCAGUGUGCUCCUCACUCAGCCAGGCAUCUAUUGAACACGGAAAAAGCGAGGUGCUUCGCAUUGCAUUUCCGCAUUUGAAGUGAAAGAAAAGCAACUGGGGCGAAUAAAUCAAAAGCAACAGUAAUAGCGACAUAACAGCCACACACAAUUGUGUCCCAUAUGUUAAACUCAUUUAACUAGAAACAAAGGUGUGGACACAAGCCGAGAUUCUUCUUUUCGAAAUCUGGCAGGAGAAUAAAAUUUUUUAAAAGGCCAACUGGAGAAAACAGCAAUAAAAUAUUGAACAUGCACAUACACACGCAUAAACGAGAGUUAUUAUGAGCCGUGCCGUUUCGCUGCCGACAUUACCAUUUCAGAUAUGCAAACACACAUACGCUCCCAUACACAUAAAGAGCGCAAAAGCAUGAGACAAAUAAAUGAGAGCACAGCAUUUCUUUAAAGAAGAGGCGAAUGUUCCGUAUAUGUGUAUGUAUGAGUGUGUAUAAAAUAAUCAGCCGCAGCAACAUCUGUUGAAUGCCGUUGUAAUCGAUUGGAAUUGCCGCAACGACAACAAAAAAACACGACGCAGGACUAUGCAGACGCAGAUACACAACCAACACAUGCGCAUGCAAUUAAAUAGUGAUUUAGAUUUUUUGCCCGACAAUAACGGGGGAUAUUAAAACUGUGGCAAACAAAACCGAUAAGGGCGGCUAAACGCAAAAAAGAACAAAGCAUAGAGAUAAGCAAUACUUGUGCUUGCGGAGCAGUAAGUGCCAACGCGGUGGACACGCACUUCACUCAUUCUAGCGCACCGCCAACGUAGCAGUCUUCGUGGCACGCAAUAUGGCCGUGCCCAUCGAUGAGGGCGUGCUGAGCGCUUUGCGCGGCAUAACGAGCAAAAAUACACGUCUGCCCAAGCCGUUGCUCAUCAAAGUUUAUGUGUCCAGCCUGAAGGAGGAAUUCUGCCAAGAGCGACGCAUGCUUUUGGAACUAGUGGGACCCGAGCUACAGUCCAUCUAUGAUGACAGACAAAUCGAGAUUGAAAUCGUCGAUAUGCACUUUGGCACUGGCCCAUUGCAAAUUAUGCAAGUCGAACAAGAGCCAUAUAUACUCCAUGACUAUCUGCAUGAAAUCGAGACUUGCUACAACAAUUCGAAAAGUGUCUUUUUCCUGGCACUUAUCGGCGAUAGCAUCGGUCCCAUGCCAUUACCGACGCACAUCGACGAAGACAUUUUCACCGACAUACUACAGCAGGCGCAAACGAGCACUGACGACCGAAACCUGCUGCAAAAAUGGUACGCAAAGGACAGCACAGCAGACGCAAAAACUGCCAACAGCAGCGGAGAGGGGGGCGUUGCGCCCGCACACGCAUAUGUGCUCAAGCAGGACUAUCGUUCAAUGUUACUUGAAAAAUGGCAUCCGGAGUAUUUGCAGCUGCGUGACGCUAUUGAGCGCUCGCUGCAAAGCAUUAAACAAAAUGCAAACUGCUCUAAAACGCAGCCGGACGACUUCACCAAGCGCGUGCAGAAACUAAGAGAAACUCAACUGGAAAAGGAAGUGCAAAGAGCACUGGAGCUUUCGAAUGACAAAAUUUUGGCUGUGUUUCGUGAAUGGUCUUCACAAAUGAGCACCAAAAAUGCGGAGGCUGGCGAACGAUUGAGGAAAAUGAAGGAUGAGCUCACUAUGAAUUUGUCUUCCGACAAUUAUACCACACUAGUUGUCGCCGGCAAAUCGAAUGAUGGCACAAUCGAUCCUGACAAUGAAGAUCACGAAACAUAUUUGAGCAAAUUUAAGAACAAAGUAUUUGACAAACUACGCUUUCUCAUCGAAGAGCAUAUAACCAACGAUCCUGAUGUCAUCAAGGGGAGAAGAAAGACUGUGCAGGAAAUUUUCCACGAACAUGCCACACACUUACGCAUCCUCCGCGAGCAUCAUGAUGCCGCUGCACUUGCCUCGAGUCGCGUGCCCGGCCGCCUGCGUCAAAAUCUGCUGGCUAAUUUCCGCAAUGGCAGUCGCCAUGCGCCCUACUUCAUCUACGGCCCACACGGCAGCGGCAAGAGCGCGCUCAUGGUCAACUUGUACCACCAGUGCCGCGAUUGGUUCAACUCGACGCGCGUUUAUCGCGUUAUGCGCUUCGCCGCCGCCUCGCCACGUUCCGCCUACAAUCUCGAAUUAUUGCGCGUGAUUUGCCAACAAAUCUCCAUUAUUUACGAUAUACCCGAGGGUUAUCUGCCCAAGGACGCCUCAUUCGAUCCGGUGUAUAUCAACAGUUGGUUCCAGAAUCUGUUGCGCCGCAUCGAGGAUAUGAAUAAUGAUAUAUUUUUCAUUUUCAUCGAUGAUCUGCAUUUAUUGAAUCCACUCGAUUGUGAUGUGGUCGCGGCGUUAUCCUGGUUGCCGACAUCUUUACCCUGGAAUGUACAACUUAUUUGCUCGACAACCACGCCCAUCGAACAGUUGCGCUUCACACCCAUACAACGUGAUCGCUUCAAAUCGGCGGAGUUUCUUUUCGAUUUGUCAACGGAGGAGAAUCGCACCGAAUUGCAUAAGCCUCUGGCGCUUGCCGCCGAUUUGCCGGAUAUUUCAUUUACGGAUUUCGUGGCACACGAAUUCGACCGUUUGGAGGCGUGUUAUGGCAGAAGAUGUGUGGCACGCUUGGCUGGCUAUAUUACAUGUUCGGAGUUUGGCUUAUCGGAAACUGAGUUGUUGGAGCUAUUGAUGCCUACUGAGGAUCCGGAAAUGUUUGUGGAUACAGAGCGCGGCAACUUCAACUUUUCCACAUUCAAGCAGAUACACAAUGAUAUGAAAUUCCUACUGCGCGAUAAAAUAAUGUCUGGCAAAGUGCUGCUGCAGUGGCGCCACAGUUACUGCGCCGAGCUCUCGAGAAAGCGCUAUAUGGACGCCCUGAGCACACGUGCCAUGCACAUAGCCAUUGCCAAUAUAUUCUUUCAGCAGGAGAGUGAGGAGAACGACGUCAGCACUAGUGAGAAUGCCUCAGGUGAAAGUGACAAACACUCAGUUAUCAGUCAAAAGGAGAAGGAGAGCAUAUCGGCAUCCGAACGCAAAUCAUCAUCACAUCACAAUGAUGACACAUCCACCUUUUAUAAUCCCAUCGCCGCCGAUGUCUCGUAUAGUAUGCGUCAUGUGGAGGAGAGUUGGCAUCAUUUGAUGCGCUCCGAUGAUAUUGCGAAAUUUAAGCAAAUUGCUGUUUGUAAUUUCGACUUUCUUCUGGCAGCGGUUCAAACCGUCUCCAUCAGCUAUCUGCGUUGCCUCAUCGAGCAUGUACGCUGCUAUCUGCUGGAUCGGGAUAUCGAACUCAUCUAUUAUACAAUACGCAAGUCGAGCGACGUGCUCACACGUGAUCCAAUGCAGCUUGGCUCACAGCUCAUCUCCUGGCUGCGGCCAAUCAGCGAGCAUGACGAGAACGACAACUCCCUGCUGAGCAUAACGGUACGCUCGGCGACCGCCUGGUGCGACGGCUACACUGUGCCACUGCUGGUGCCACUCACCGGCUGGCUGCCGGCCACUUUGCCCUCGCAGAUACGCGUGAUGACGGUGACCGGCACCGGACAGGUGCGUGACGUCUGCGUGUCGCCCACCAAGCAACAUCUCAUAUUGGCAACCAAGUCGGGUGACGUACAACUGUGGCACAUAAUGAGCAACUCGUUGGAGCACAUUUUUAAAGGUCACACCGCCGCAGUCACGUGCCUGCUAGUCGCACAACAAUCCGACAUCCUGCUGACUGGCUCCGAGGACAACACGGUGCUCGUGUGGAACGUGACGACGCGUGUGCUGAAGACCCAUAUUAAAUCUCAUGGUGGCAUUGUGACGUGCGUCGCAGCUGGCGUCAAUAGCACGUUGGCCAUUAGUGGCAGUGAGGACUCGACGAUUGCAAUUUCAGAUAUACACAGCGGUAGAUUGCUGCACAAAAUCACACAUCAUCGCGCUGCUGUGACGAGCGUGAAGGUUAGCAAUGCCUGCGAUGUGUUGAUUUCAUCAAGUCGCGAUAAAACGAUUUGCUUAUGGUCCUUGGACGAUUAUACGCUGCUGAACACCAUGCAGAUGUGCAGUCCGGUGCGGCGUAUUGACAUCUCAUGUGACUCG
Molecule: messenger RNA, 4472 nt
Organism: Bactrocera dorsalis (oriental fruit fly)
Lineage: Eukaryota; Metazoa; Arthropoda; Insecta; Diptera; Tephritidae
Product: protein qui-1
Molecular function (GO): protein binding
Source: RefSeq, a predicted model, not a curated record